AUGAGAGCAUCUACAUUAUCAACUUGGGCACUGUGCCUCAUCGGCGCAAAUGCAGCACCUCAAGUCCAGCAACGGGGUGAUGGAGGAUUUGUAGACGGACAACCCAUCAGCCCAGAUGGGAAAGGAGCACCUUUUUUGGGCGGCACAAAUCACCAAUUGGACUUGCAAAAUCCCAGUAACCUAGGCCAGCAAUCCACUGACAACGGUGUCGUUCCAAAUCUCAAGUGGAGCUUCUCCGACUCUCGAACGCGCAUUCUCAAAGGCGGUUGGGUCCGAGAGCAAGUGAUCACUGAUCUACCCGCAAGUCACGACAUUGCUGCCGCUCAGCAGCAUCUGACGAAAGGGGCCAUCCGAGAGCUACACUGGCAUCGAGUAGCUGAAUGGGGUAUCGUCUAUGCCGGCCGCAUCACCUUGUCCGCGGUCAACGAGGAUGGCGAAUACGAAGUUUCGGAGCUCGGCUAUGGCGACAUUUGGUAUCUUCCAAAGGGUGUUGCCCAUACAGUCCAAGGGCUGGAGGAUGAGAACGAAUUUCUUCUAGUUUUUGACGAGGCAGAUUUUGACAAGAUUGGCACCACUUUCAACGUCGACGAUUGGAUCGCUCACACACCCCGCUCCGUUCUCGCAAAGAACUUUGGAGUCGAUGAAUCUGUCUUUGAUUCCAUUCCCCCGGCUGAUCCUUACAUCAUCAACGGGACGGUUAGCACACACAAUGUCACUGGGAAUGGCCACUCGUUGUCUGAGAAUAGCUCCUUCGUCUACCGCACGCUACAACAUCCCCCCGAGAAGAUUGGAGGGACUGGUGGUGAGUUCCGCAAGAUUGAUUCGACCAAUUUCCCAAUUAGCAAGACGAUUGCAGCGACGUUUGUGACGCUGAAGCCUGGUGCUUUGAGGGAAUUGCACUGGCACCCAAAUGCCGAGGAAUGGCUCUACUUCCACAAAGGCACCGCCCAAGCCACCGUCUUCAUCGGCAACGCCGCCGCCCGAACGUUCAACUUCCGCGCCGGCGACACGGCCGUCUUCCCCGACAACUCGGGGCACUACAUCGAAAACACGUCAAAGACGGAAGACCUCAUCUGGGUAGAGAUAUACAAGUCGGAUCGCGUGGCCGACAUUCCUCUCACGCAAUGGCUCGCGCUGACGCCGCCGGAUAUCGUUGCGCAGACGCUCAAGGUGCCGCUAGAGUUUGUGGAGAAGCUGAAGAAGGAAAAACAAGUUUUGAUUCAAUAA
This is a messenger RNA of Trichoderma aggressivum f. europaeum, 1227 nucleotides long. RefSeq lists its product as uncharacterized. The record is from RefSeq and is a predicted model, not a curated record. The transcript is spliced from 5 exons. NCBI's taxonomy places the organism in Eukaryota, Fungi, Ascomycota, Sordariomycetes, Hypocreales, Hypocreaceae. Gene Ontology annotation, cellular component: outer membrane-bounded periplasmic space. The coding region runs from base 1 to 1227 and encodes 408 amino acids. Gene Ontology annotation, biological process: oxalate metabolic process.